Molecule: messenger RNA, 1199 nt
Organism: Raphanus sativus (radish)
Lineage: Eukaryota; Viridiplantae; Streptophyta; Magnoliopsida; Brassicales; Brassicaceae
Exons: 1
Coding region: 34-1008 (324 amino acids)
Cellular component (GO): plasma membrane
Source: RefSeq, a predicted model, not a curated record
UCUAAUUUCAAUGAAAUCCAAAACAAAGCUCCAAUGUCGGAGCUUCUUCCUCCUCCUCCUCCACCACCAAAGAGGGCUUCUUCUUCUUCCGGAUUUGCUGAUCCCGCAUUAGCAUUCCCUGAGUUUGCAGCAGCAAACCAAUGCGUGCUCGAGAGAGUUCAAGAGGAAGAAGGAGAGGGAGAAGAUAGCAGCUACGGGAAAGGUUCUUUUGACCUAGGCUCGAGAUCAUUCUCAAGUCCUUCCAUCUCUAGAAACGAAUAUGAUCAUUACGUUGAUACCCCUACAAAGGCUCCUUCCUUCAAGCUCCCUCCUUCUGGUUUGAGGGCGUCGUCGUCGUCUGGUUUCAGACAUGAAGAAGAGACAGACCGCAGUAGAGACUCAGGUUCCUUUGUGGAUCGUAUCGGUGAAGAGGAGGAUAAGAGAGAUUGGUCUGGAUGUUUCAGAAAAUGCUGUGCAUGCACGUGCAUGUUCCUUUCAACCGUCCUUAUAAUCGUCUUGUUGACGGGUUUGUCUGUGAACUCUUCACUCCACUCUAGACUGCCUCAGGUUUCUGUCACAAACCUCAAGUUCUCGAGGUUGGAUUUAGCCAAUACGACAACGGAUCUUCUGUUGAAUGCGAACGUGAAGACGGUUCUGGAGCUGUCUAACAAGAACGAUCAACCAACGCUAUAUUACAGCCCCAUGAAAGCUUCUGUCUCUUCUGAGAACAUAAACCUCGGACAGAAGAAGCUUCUUGGAUUCACGCAAAGCCCUGGAAACGUUACCUACUUGAAUAUUGCCACAAGGAUCAGAAAAUCCAAGGUGUAUGAUGUUGAUUCUACGUUGCUGAGGAAUAAAGAGAAGAAUCAUGAAGCUGUGGUUAAAGUGUUGGUGAGUGGGAAACUGGGGUUUGAUUGGUUGGGGUUUAGGGUUCGUUUACCUAUUGUUAUUGCGUGCGAAGAUGUGAAGCAGAGUGAUGUGAUAAAUGGACUCAAGCCUAUGUGUGAUGUUCGAAUCUUUUCCCAAUGAAACCGAUUAAUACACAAAGACCAUUUCACCUUUGUUUUGCUUUGUCACUUUUGUAUUAUUUUUUCUUGUUGUAGAUGGAAUAAUAUAGAAAAAAAAAGAGAAGUGACUUUUGUUUCUAUAAAAUUUAACAUCAAGAAUCCACAAGUUAUUGUUCUUUACCUUGCAACAUCAUAUUUUAUGAUUUUUCUGUA